AUGUUAUACCAAGUAUCUUUGUAUUCAGUCACAUCGCCCGGGUACAAGGCAGCCUCAUCAGCCACAUCGCCGCGACAGGAAGCAGAGCAGGAAGAACUCAGCCCCACCCGCAAGAAGCAGAGCAGGAAGAACUCAGCCACAUCGCCGCGACAGGAAGCAGAGCAGAAGAACUCAGCCACAUCAAGCAGAGCAAGGAAGAACUCAGAUCGCCGCGACAGGAAGCAGAGCAGGAAGAACAGAGCCACAUUAGACAGGAAGCAGAGCAGGAAGAACUCAUCGCCGCGACAGGAAGCAGAGGCAGGAAGAACUCAGCACUCGCCGCGACAGGAAGCAGAGCAGGAAGAACUCAGCACUCAGCCGCGACAGGAAGCAGAGCAGGAAAGAACUCAGCCAACGCGACAGGAAGCAGAGCAGGAAGAACUCAGCCACAUGACAGAAGCAGAGCAGGAAGAACUCAGCCACAUCGCCGCGACAGGAAGCAGAGCAGGAAGAACUCAGGAAGCAGAGCAGGAAGAACUCGCCACAUCGCGCGACAGGAAGCAGAGCAGGAAGAACUCAGCCACAUCGCCGCGACAGGAAGCAGAGCAGGAAACCGAAAUCCAGCCUCGACUAACUCGAAUCACUAUCACACCUUCUGCUAACACACGCAUCACACACUACAAUAUCGCGAACCUCAUGCAUACAAUCAACAAACAUAAAUUUAUCAUUGGGGUUUGA
Messenger RNA from Penaeus vannamei (Pacific white shrimp), 717 nucleotides. NCBI's taxonomy places the organism in Eukaryota, Metazoa, Arthropoda, Malacostraca, Decapoda, Penaeidae. The record is from RefSeq and is a predicted model, not a curated record.